ACUUUGAAGCUUUUUUAUUCUUAUUCUAAUGAAUUGAAAUUGGAAUUAAGUAGCCAUCGCUGCUAAGGAUGCUACUUGACUUGAGAGGUUAGCCUGCUGGCUGUUGAUUGAGACAAGAACAAACAUGGCGACCUCUUCCUCCUCUAUGGGUCAUUGUCUUGUUGGAACACCCAACUGCGCCCAAGACCCAACCUCUGAUGAUUUUAGAUUGUCCAGAAGAAUUUGAAGGCACGUUUGAGAUGAUGCCAUAGCUCCUUUUGCUGCCGUGGUUCCGCUGAACCAACCGGGAUCCGCAGACCAUUCAGAAGGUUCCAUCGACUUUCAAAGCACCGCCAUGGACUUUUUCGACGACCCCAACCUCUUUGGUGGGGGUCUGGAAGGGGUGGACGUCGACUGCUUCACCCCGGCGCCGUCGUUCGCGGACGAGCUCAAUCUCAGCACUGACUUUGAGCCCAUCCAAGUAUCAGAGUCUCUUGGCUCGGGGAAAAGUCAGGACAUGAUGCUCCCAGCGUCCUCCACGUCCACCCAACAAGCCAUGUCAUCUUACAGUCAGCAGUUGGGUCACUACAUUGGAAAUAAGGCGCAGAAUCUUGUUGGCCAGGCAUUUCCAGGUCUUGUAGGUGCAGGUAGCGGAGGUGAUGGCAUAGUUGUAGAGCAACAGGGCCAGUACCGUAACGCCGCUGUGACCCAAGUACCUCAAUCCAAUGGGCUGUUCUUUAACAGUAGCAGCCCAAUGUGGGGCAACCAGGACCAGAAUGGGAACAUGUACCAUCCUGUGUCGCAACAGCAGCUUUGUCAUCAGCAGCAGCAGCAGCAGCAGCAGCGACUGCACAACCAGCAGCUUCACGUCAGACAGCAACAAACACAUCAUCCACAGCACCACAGAAUGCGCCAGCAGCUGCUGCAACAGCAAAGUCACCGGCAACAGCCGUUAAACCAGCGCCAUCACCAACAAAUUAACGCGCAGGCCAUCCCCCUGGAGCACCAUCACGGUUUCUCCUUCCACCAGGAGAGUCAGCCUCAAAGCCAGCAGCAGCGAGUUCACCAGAGUCCGCAACAGAUCCAACACCACCUGACUGCAGGAGGAGCAAGAUUUCAUUCGGGUGUGCUGACAAGUAAGUCUUAUGUGGAUGGUCAAAAUGACCCUCUGCAAGACACCGUGUCUUGCUUGCAACAGUGCGGCUACCAAAUGGGAGCUCAAGACUUUGGCAGAGCUGUAAUGACCAACAAUAACCCACCCAUGGAUGCGUCAUCCAUUGUCCACUCACUGCCCACGUACUCUGUGAGUUCUGCCGCCACUUACCAACCGGCUCAGUACCCUGCCUACCCUGGCGAACCAGAAAUGGCCAGUCUCAGUCAGCCGUCUAUGUCCUCAGCCUCAGUGGCUGCGAGACCCGCCACCACCGCCGCUCCCCUCGCCGCGGCUCUGCCCGAGCUCCCGGGGGCAGCAUGUCAGUUUCCGUCUGCGUCAGUUAUAGGCCAGCAACAUGCUAGGACCCCAGUUAGCCAGGCAGAGGAGUGUCCUUUCCGGGCUCUACGCUGUUCUGCAGAGACGCCAGGAAACAACAGGUCGUCUGAGAUUUUCGGGGAAUCAAUGAGCUGCUACUCGAGCACGACCCGCCAGAUGCCCUCUGAGCAGCCGCGAAGCUGCGGGGCCGCCAACACUAACGGAUACCCGUCCCUCGGAGACAAUCUACUGGCAUCCGAGGCUCAGGAUGUACAUUUGGGAGGGGUUCUGGAGCCCCCUGACCUCCUGCCUGAAUUACUGCCCCAGCUGGAGGCCGCCAUCAGCCAGCAGGAUCAAUCCAACACCUCCUGGGUAGAUUCGAACCAGGCGUGGGGUCCGGAGCACAGGACACCGCUACCUGUUAAGCAAAGAGAGGAGGUAAUGUAUAUUUGUAUUACUUCUAAAUAAUUGUGGCAUAGUGGUCUUUAGAACAAAUCUCUGGAGUUCGCAGGUUCUGUUUUAUUUUCUGUGGGUGCUCUGGCAUCCUCCUGUGGUCAUUGGAAACUAAGGUGUCAAUAGGUUUGAAUGUGAAUGUAAAUGGUUAAUUGUCUAUAUUUGCGCUGGGAUUGACUGGUGUCCAGCCCAGGGUGUACCCAGCCUCUCGCCCAAAGUCAACUCGGAUAGGCCCCAGUCUACUUGGGACCAGAAUGAGACCAAGCGAAAAAAGCAAAGGAUAGUUGAGGGAUUUGUGUUGUAUAGUGUGAGACGGUUCAAGUUGAAAUCUGUUGAAUCUGGUCCCUUAUGCCGCGAUCAAAGAUGGUUGCAAUGGCAUAACUCUAGCAAGUAAACAUCAAAAGAACAUUUCUGUUUCUUGCCAGUGUAUAAUGGCACUGAAUCUGACCCGUCGUGUAAUGUUUAACUAGCUUGGCCUGAUAAAACUUGUAGGGAAUCAGCAGUCAGUGGUCUUGUUGAGCAUGAAGGUAAAAGAGUCGCUGGAAAUGUGUGUCAUUAAUGUUCUUGUCCAGCCUUGGCUUGUCAGUCUAUCUGUCCCGUGCACCGACAGCAGGUCAGGCCUGAUUAGGCUAAGAGCGGAGUGUCUUCAGGACUUAGCUGUAAGCAUACUUAGGGCUAUAUCAAGAUGUGGGUCAGGGCAAGCCAGGAGCACUCGCGCACCGCCUCGCCAGAGUAUGGGGGAGGUUGCACACUGUUGUGGUAGCUGCCACAGUGUCCGGCGUGCGCAUGUAUGAGAGAGGCAGCCUGUAGGAGGAGGAAGGAGGAAAAAAAAAAAAAAGUGUGUGCUGAAGGAGAGCACUCAAGGGAGGGGGAAGGGGUCUGUGAGAUGUGGAGAGCAGUAGCUCAUGGAAAAAAAGACGGACAGCUUCGGAAAGGAAGGGAGGGAAUGAGACAGCAACGGAGAGCAGUGAGUUGAGGAGGGGAUAAAGGAGGAGGUGGGGGGAGGAUGCUGGGUGAUUUGCCUCAGCUGGCUCUAACAGGCUCCAGGCAGAUCCUGGUUCUUUAGUUGGCCAGUUACCUAGCAGCCUCCGCACAGACCAUCAGUGAUGACACAUGUCCAGAGGCAAAAAAGCCAGAAAAGUUUGAUAACCGUCGCGGCGCGUGUGUGUCCUUUCCUUGACGGCUUCAAUGUUGCUCAAAACUUAAAGGGGAACUGCACUUUUUUUUGUUUUUUUUGUUAGCCUAUCGUUCACAAUCGUUAUGAAAGACAUGAUGACAAAUUGACUUUUUUUAAUGCAAUCUAUGUUGUAACUAAGUGAACAUAAAUUAAAGUCCGCUUAUGCGUGGUCCUCUAUUACGCCCGUAAAACCCAACAAAUAACCAUCCAAAAAGAACAAUACCCCAUUUACAUUUUGUGACUUGAAUAUUAACCAAGUAUUAGUGAUAU
Molecule: messenger RNA, 3347 nt
Organism: Entelurus aequoreus (snake pipefish)
Lineage: Eukaryota; Metazoa; Chordata; Actinopteri; Syngnathiformes; Syngnathidae
Product: chromodomain-helicase-DNA-binding protein 9-like
Exons: 3
Coding region: 335-1915 (526 amino acids)
Source: RefSeq, a predicted model, not a curated record